AUGCCAAGCAAACUAAGGAAAGCAAUUGGAGCAGUAAAAGACCAAACAAGCAUUAGCCUAGCCAAGGUAACAAAUGCAGCAAAUCUUGAGGUAAUAAUUCUCAAAGCAACAACACAUGAUAAAAAUCCAAUCGAAGAGCGCUACGUUAACGAAAUCGUUAACGUAGUUUCUUCGAACAAAGCUUAUGCUGCUGCAUGUGCACAAUGUAUAGGCAAAAGAAUAGGCAAAACCAGAAAUUGGGUUGUUGCACUCAAAUCUCUUAUGAUUGUCCUUAGAAUAUUCCAAGAUGGUGAUCCUUAUUUUCCUAGAGAAGUUUUUCAUUCAAUGAAAAGGGGUGCAAAAAUUCUCAACCUUUCAAGUUUCAAAGAUGAUUCGAAUUCUAGUCCUUGGGACUACACCGCGUUUAUCAGAACGUUUGCGUUGUACCUUGAUGAGCGGUUAGAUUGUUUUCUAACGGGAAAACUUCAAAGGCGAUUCAAUUAUAAUAACCGAUUUUACGAGAAGAAUCAAAGGGAUGAGCCUGGUAUUAAAGAUAUGAAACCUACAUUGAUUCUUGAUAGAAUCAGUUAUUGGCAAAGGUUGUUGGAUAGAGCUAUGGGGACAAGGCCAACCGGUUCGGCCAAGAACAGUCGUUUGGUUCAGAUUUCUCUCUAUGCUGUUGUGCAAGAAAGUUUUGAUCUUUACAAAGAUAUCAAUGAUGGGCUUGGUGUUGUUUUGGAUAAUUUCUUCAAUUUACCACUUUCAGCUUGUGUUACCGCAUUCAAUGCAUGUGUUAAAUCAUAUAAACAAUUCGACGAGUUAGCUGCAUUUUAUAUUUUUUGUGCAAGCAUUGGAAUUGGUAGAUCCUAUGAGUAUCCAUGUGUGCAGAAAGUUUCUGAAGAGCUUAUGGAAACAUUACAAGCUUUCUUGAAGGAUCAAGCUUCGUUUCAUACGAAUAACAACGGUUCGAAACAUUUAAUUCUUUCUGCACACAAAAACUCUAAUGCAGGUUCAUGUUCAUCUCAAGAUGAACUAGGUGUUGAAAGAUGUGGAACACUUGAAAGGUUUUUCGAAACUGGUUCCGAGUUUGGAUCUCAAUGUACUUCAUUGGAAGAUUUAAUGUGCGCUACCGAUGCGGCCGGGAGUUCGCGCGGAUCGAUGGAACACGAUGCGUAUUCCGAGGUAUCCGAUGAAGACGAGAAACCGUCAUCACAAUAUGAUGAUGAGUUUGUUAGUGCUAAUGGUUCGGCUUCUCUUAGAUCGUUUACGAUGGAUCGAAAUUCCAGGUCGAGUUUCGAUAUAAUAAGUGUUGAUGACAUGAAUCAAGAUCAAGUGCAACAAAAUCAAACAAAUGAAGGAGGUUCCAAUUUAAUUGAUAGUUCCAAAGAUUGUUGGGAAAUAGUGUUGGCAAAGACAGUAACUAAUGAAACAUCAUCAUCAUCACCUAAAUUGGAUAAUGGUUUUGACCCUUUUUUCAGUUUCUUUGAUCAAGCUUUAGUACCUGCACCUCAACAAAAAUACAAUCCAUUCCUUGAUGACAUUGGAACUUUAGCCCCUCUUGCAGCCACAACAACGAAUUCCGAUUUUGACGAUGUUUUCAAUGUAUCACUAGCACCAACUUUUAAGGCAUCAACAACAUCACAAAUCUUUAAUGCUCAUGACCCUUUUGCAUCAUCUUUCUCCAAUUCCGCAACAGAUUUGGAUCUUAUUUUCGGCGACAUAAAUCAGAACAACACAACAGCUGCACCAACCUUUCAGGCUCAAAGCUCUUUACAGAUGAUUGUAGCACCAACCUUUGAGGCUAAAGAUCCUUUCAAGAAUGUUUCAACACCAACUUUCGAAGCGCAGAAUUCAAAUGUCAAUUACAUAGUAGAAUCACCAAGCUAUACCGUCGAGAAUCAAAAUGCUUGUAUUGUUCCUUUUGAUUCAUGUAAUAGUUUUAACAAUUCAACAGUGGCACCAACAUUUAGUGCAAAUGGUGGCAAUGAAACAACAUUGGCAACAGAAGUAGAAGAUGAUCCUUUUGGACCAUGGCCUAGUACUGCAAUGACCAAUGAUCAAACAUCUAAUGUGUCACCAAUGCAAGAUCAAACUUUGUUCAGGCUUCAACAACUGUGGUUGGAACAACAAAACAAGAUUAUAGCAAGGCGUAUGACUUGA
Molecule: messenger RNA, 2139 nt
Organism: Lathyrus sativus (Indian pea)
Lineage: Eukaryota; Viridiplantae; Streptophyta; Magnoliopsida; Fabales; Fabaceae
Source: the annotation of a GenBank genome assembly